Molecule: messenger RNA, 4758 nt
Organism: Homarus americanus (American lobster)
Lineage: Eukaryota; Metazoa; Arthropoda; Malacostraca; Decapoda; Nephropidae
Gene: MTA1-like
Product: metastasis-associated protein MTA1-like
Exons: 19
Coding region: 145-2721 (858 amino acids)
Biological process (GO): negative regulation of transcription by RNA polymerase II
Cellular component (GO): NuRD complex; nucleoplasm
Molecular function (GO): chromatin binding; histone deacetylase binding; transcription coactivator activity
Source: RefSeq, a predicted model, not a curated record
UCUACGGAAAGUGAGAAAAUGGCGUAUUGUCAGAGGCACCCAUCACGUUGAUUGUUUUAGGAAUAGUAAUGAAAACUCGGGAUAACAAACAACUGUGAUGUUUAUUUGUUAAAAGAAGUGUUUAUGUAGUGAACUGGGGUCAAGAUGGCUAACAAUAUGUACCGUGUUGGAGAUUAUGUAUAUUUUGAAACGUCAUCUACAUCACCAUAUCAAAUUAGAAGAAUAGAAGAGUUAAAUAAGACCCCCAGCGGUAACGUGGAAGCCAAGGUGAUGUGUUUCUACAGACGCCGGGACAUCUCCUCCUCCCUCAUCAUGCUGGCAGACAAACAUCAGAAAGACGGUCACGGGAAUUUGGACCUGUGCCGGGGGUUUAAGAAGCUGUUAAAGGGUCAAGAGACACAGGGCCCAUGCCUGAGUGAGACUGUCACACAAGAGGCAACUCAACAAGGUGCCUUAGACGAAGAUGAGAGUGACAGCGAGGGAACUGAGUUGGGAGGGUCUACCAUCGUCACGCCCACCGGCGAGACCCUCAACUCCAAUGAAAGACACCAGUUACGCCACCGUGAACUCUUCCUCUCCCGCCAGAUAGAAACCCUCCCUGCUACACACAUACGCGGCAAAUGCACAGUCACAUUACUCAACGAGACAGAGUUAUUAUUGGCCUAUCUCAAUAAAGACGAUACCUUCUUCUACUCCCUGGUUUAUGACCCACAGCAGAAAACACUAUUAGCAGAUAAAGGAGAAAUUAGGGUUGGCUCAAGAUAUCAAGCAGAUAUUACAUCAUUAUUAAAAGAAGGUGAGGGUGAUGGACGUAAUUUGGAAGAAUUGGAAAGCUUGGUAUGGACCCCGGGGCAUGGCCUCACAGAUCGACAAAUAGAUCAAUUUCUUGUGAUGUCACGGUCAGUAGGGACGUUUGCCCGUGCCCUGGACUGCUCAUCCUCAGUCAAGCAGCCAUCACUGCACAUGAGUGCAGCAGCUGCUUCUAGAGAUGUCACGUUGUUUCAUGCAAUGGACACCCUACAUAAGCACAACUACGACAUUAGCAAAGCACUUUGUUCUUUAAUACCUGCUACGGGGCCAGUACUAUGUCGAGAUGAAAUGGAAGAAUGGUCGGCGUCUGAAGCUAAUUUGUUCGAGGAAGCGCUUGAAAAGUAUGGGAAGGACUUUAAUGAUAUCAGACAAGAUUUUCUACCAUGGAAGACCCUAAAGAAUAUAAUAGAAUACUACUACAUGUGGAAGACAACAGACAGAUAUGUACAGCAGAAAAGAGUGAAAGCAGUGGAGGCAGAGUCCAAGCUUAAGCAGGUCUACAUUCCUAACUACAACAAACCCAACCCAGCAGCACUCUCAAAUGGCAAGACACCAUCGAUGGUGAAUGGUGCAGACAUCUCUGUGUCUGGCAAGGCCUGUGAGUCAUGUCAUGCAACCAACAGCAGUCAGUGGUAUGCCUGGGGCCCCUCCCACCUACAGUGUCGUUUGUGCAACUCCUGUUGGCAAUAUUGGAAGAAAUUUGGUGGCCUCAAGCUUCCCUCACGAAUUGGAAAAGAAGAAGCUGAUAUUGACAGUGAAAGUGGAAGAAAAAGUGCUGAUAUAUUUGGGGAAGAACGACUGCACAGUGGUGGCAGUCGUUCACAGCGGUGUAAUGUGGGUGGGUGUGGCCGGGAGUACAAGACACGCUCGCAGUUAAUUCGUCAUGCUGCCCAGGCUCACGGUGUGGCCCUACGAGCUGGUUCACCGAGACCCAUCAUGAAAACAAGGGCAGCCAUCAUGGUCCAUACUAGCCUUCCCAUUCGCGUCAUGCGACGGCUUUGUGAAGAUUUAAUCCAACCUAGGAAGGCUUGCCGCAAUCCAACGUGGCCCGUGAAUGCCACUAAUAUCCGGCAAGAGAGUCUCCUGCGCAUGGGUGGGAAAUCCUUUGAUGAUUUUGCAUACCUGGUGAAGCGUGGGACGGGGCGGCGACGAGGGAGAGUGUCUCAGGUCUCUGUCCGCUUAGGUCAGAAGAACUCUUCUUGCCCCGCCUGGAUGCUCCCUACGGACAAGUCACUCCUUCCCAAACAACCCCACAUUGCAUUCCCAAAACCUCCCAAGGGACCAGAUGGCAGCCUGAUAUACACGCCAGUGCCCAACAAGGAGCUUCCUGUUGUGAAUAAUACUUCCCCAACACUUCUAAAAAGGCGAGCAUAUGAAGAAACCAAUGGCAUGGACGAGGGCGAAUUGGAAGAAGAGACUGGUGGUCGAGGAGACCCUUGGGGAGAGAAACUGACUGUGCACCCCCUAAAAGGAGUCCAACCAGCAAAGCGGCAGAAGGACUUGGAGGGGCUGGACUCUUUACAUCUGAAUCAACUGGGGGUCAUCCCUCCACCAGGGCUGACGGUUACACCAGUGGGGGUGAAUGGGGGUCCUGGAGUGCCACCCCCGGGAGUCCCAACACCCCCUCUGGCUGGAGUUCCCAACCUGGGAGCCCCAAGCACGCCAGGACGAGCCAAGAUCGCCACAGUAUCACGCGUGGGAGGUCGCCCUCGGAUCAUCUCCUGGAUGGACGCCCCUGAUGAUGUCUAUUUCUAUGCUACAGACACCACCAAGAAAUUGCGCAAAAGUUUAACGACCAACGACCUGAAGCGGGCAGCCCGACGACCUUGGAAAAAGAUUCAGGAGAAAGAGCUCUCACCUUCCACACCAACGCCAGCAAGCACACCUAUCACACAUAUUACCAGUGAAUGAUCCGAACAGAACUACAGGAAAAUGAGGACUCGAUCCCACCCCCCAACCCCCUGAGCUAAUCAGCUGAGCGACAACACAUUCCCUGCUGGAGUGCUUGGGAUCAUCUGUGGACGCUCCAAAGUGGCUGGUUUGCUGCAUCACAUAGGUAGUGACUUGUGUGCACAAGCUGAACACUUAAAAGUGCAGUGUGGUGUACCAGUGUAUGUGGUUCACUGGUGAAGUGUUGCUGUGGAGGAAGUUAUUCCAGAGAGGACUCUCCAGCUCUCUCGCCCCCAUCCCCCAGUCUGCGUUAGAUUCCAGUACUGUAUAGAGAAACAGUGAGUGGCAUGAUCAGAAUCCCCAAGAGGGCAUGGUGCCCUAAAAAAGGGAAUGUUAGCGCAAAUUAUAACUGGAUACAAACUAAACUACAAAGUCAAAAGCCAUUUUCUAGGCCCAUGGUUUGUCUUCAUUAAUAAAAGGUUUAUUAAGUAACGCGAGGAGUUUGGAGUUUGCUACAAUUACCUUUUCCUCCUUCGGCCUCGUGGUACUGCAAUGUGGAACUUCUACUGAUGGAAGAAUCAAAGUUCAAAAACCCUCUUAUAUUUGUUAUGAGAGGCAUAUUGUAUGAGUGGAAGCUUAAAGGCUUAUGCAAGAUGAUGGAUCUGUAGACUAGUUCUCUAGGCUGACUCACAGGUAGUUAAAAGUGUGAAUCCGUGAGGAGUACCUGAGGAAAAAGCAACAUCCAAGAUGAUGCUUCGUUGACGAGAUGAUCUGACUGGAUUACUGAGGUAACAAAUGUCAUGGCUGAAGAACAGUGUUUGUUGAAGCGUUGUCGGUCUUCAAGAUUUAUAAAAGAGGGAAAACACAUAAUGUGUGAUAAAAUGAGUAACAAGAAAAGUAAAUUUUUAUCUAAAGAUCAUGCUGUGUGCAGAAAUAUGAUGAGGAAAGUUGAUUGCUGCCCAAGUUGGUCAAUGAAUCCCAAGUACCACCACUCAAAGUUCAAAGUGAAAAAUAACAAUAACUUUAUUCAGCACCCACACUAUUUUUUAUUCAGACUUUUUUGUGUACAUAUGGUUGCCGCAUGUUCAUCAUGAAAUUUUCAGUGAUUCGUAGUGAUAUUAGUGAUAAUUUGUGUACUUUGUAUUUUGUCCAAUUGAAGAUUUUCUGCACCAGUAUCAAUUUUUGGACUGGGUAUAAGACUUCCACCAGCGCUGUGUUGUGAUCACUCAACACCUAUCCCAAGGUUCAGGAAUGACCCUUGGCCGGGUUGCACUCUGUGGUGGCAGUGUUGGUGCCUGCCCCUUGCGAGGAUAGCAAGAACUCUUUGUCGAGGGUCAGUCUCCCUUACAAUCCAUCUUUUUACUGUAGUCUUUACCUGCACAGAUCAGUUCACCUUUCUCUACUUCCAUUUUCCCCCACAGGUAUUUAUUUUACAGUGACUCGUCAGACUUAAAUUUUUAUAAAGAAUUUGUAAAUUAGUAAAAAGAGGUUUCAUUGCACUCAGAAGAUUGUAGUCAAAGCUGCUCUUCAACCACUGAUGUGUGGCCUUCCCACCAGUGCAUCAAAGUAUUAGAAAAAUGGUUAAAACAUCACCUAUCAGUUAUUCACCCAUUUUUUUGUUUUGUUCAUUUGUUGAUGUGAUAACUGUACAUUUACACAUUUAUAUGUCUUGCUGGGUUUAUAUCGUGCUGCUAUAUUCUCAGCGUGUAUCUGAGGAAGGACUACUUUUAUGUACAAUAAUUUAAAUCAUUAACUCUAGUCUGAUUGCAUAAUUUACCUUUAGAAUAGGAAUCUGCAAAUUAAGCUGAGUAUAGGUAUUUUUAUAGCAAAUAAAAAAUAUAGCUAAGUUUAUAGCAGCAGCAUUACCCAGACCUGUCCUAAAUUGUCCCUUCUAUGGACAAGUGAUGCCAAGAGCCAAACCUCGAGUCCAGCAGAGGGAUUGUGAUGGAUGGAAAACAUGAGACACUCAUCAGAUUUUGUAUGGAUAUGCUAAUUUUUGUUCUGUACUUAGUUCAUUCAUUCAUUCAGCCCUCUACAAUACAUAGAUAGACUUUGUAA